AGGCAGUGAUGUGAGCUGACAGGAGCUGCCACGGGCUAACUCAUUCAGAGUUGAGCUGCUUUUUUUACGCAGCGUUUUAACACAACACAGAGUCAAAUGCAUCGUGUGGAACUCUGAAAAGGAGAAGUCUGACUGCUCGAUCCAUCACAAUGAUGUGGAAAUUGAUUCAUUUCAGUGCUCUUUUCAUUGGAGCUCUCUCCUCCCUCACUCCAUCCUCACCUCCCGACCCCACCGAGGAAGCUGGACCAUGUCGGAUCUACAACUCUGGCCGCUCUGCAGACUGCCAUGGGAGACAACUUGACAGUGUGCCUCGAAAACAAUUUCCAGCCACGCUUGAAAACAUAGAUCUCUCCUACAAUAAGCUUCAUGCUAUCCAUGCCAGUGAUUUCCAGCACCUCACUCAGCUCCGCGUCCUCCAGCUGCAGUACAACAACAUCUCAUCCAUUGACAAUGAUGCCUUUAGAAGUAAUAUGCUGCUGGAGCAUGUUAACAUCUUUAAUAACUCACUGCCGGAAAUUCCUGCAGCACCUCUGUCACCUCUCCUAAAUCUAAAAAAUCUCUACAUAUCCAAUAACCUUUAUAAGCAUGCCACUUUGGCAGAUAGCUUUUCUAAAUAUGUCAAACUCCAGGUUCUGUCGAUGGGUGGUCCUCUGGUGAUGGGUCUGAAGAAAAAUGACUUUCAGCCCUUGAAGAACAUCAGUUUGCAAGCGUUUGCUAUAAAGUGCUCCUCUAAUCUCAGCUACUAUGAGCUUGGAAGUUUAGAAGAGAUUCAGACGGGACAGAUGGGCUUUGAUAUGGCCAUAGAUCAACGUCCCGAAGCUCUGCUGGAUAUGCUGCGUGAUCUGGCCAACAAGAAGAUAAGAACCAUUCAGUUCCGCAACCUCUUUGAGUUCAUGUACUACAUGGGUGAUAAAGACAUUUUCCAGGGUUUAAAAAACAUCGAUGCCCAUCAGCUCAUCUUUCAUAGAGGUAAAUUCAACGAGAACAUCCUGAGAAUGGCUUUAAUGAAUCUCCAAGGGACCACUAUUAAAAAGCUGAGACUUCAGUACAUCGACUUUGCCCGUUCACCAACAUUUAAUGAUAGGGGAGUAGGUUCCAGCAUCACAAACCUGACACUAGAUGCAUUAGAUCUUUGGUACAUCAGCAACCCUGAUAUACUGCGGUUUGACUGGCGCUUCACCUGGUUCAACAAAAUUAAGAAGAUUUCCAUCCAGUAUAUGUAUUUUAACACCGUCCCUUGUGACUCCUGGACUGAGAUGGAAGGUGUGGAGUUCCUGGACGUUUCCAACAACCGACUGAACGAUGACGUCCUCUACAACAAACUCUGUGAUUACAGGGGCACCAUGCCGAGUUUGCACAACUUCAACCUGAGCACCAAUGAACUGACCAGCUUGAAGGACUUGUCUUUAUUAACAAAAGAGUUCAGGAACCUGCAGGUGUUGGAUCUUAGCAACAACAAACUGGGAUCUACCGUAGAAAGGGAGGGCUGUGUUUGGAAACAAAAUGUCACACAAGUAAUUGCUCACCACAAUCAGUUCGUAAGUGAAGCCGUCAAUUGUCUUCCAACAACAAUGUACUACUUAGAUCUGUCCUACUGUGACCUGGACCAACUGGACAUGGCAUUCUUUAAGAAAGCUACCAACCUGAAACACCUUCUGCUGAGUGGAAAUAAAAUUAAGUUCAUCCCAUCCAAAUGGGAGAGUCCAUCCCUGCAGUAUUUAACUCUGGAUGGAAACUCGUUUGGUUUGAUCAACAAAGCAUCUUUUCAAGACAUGCCUCAGCUGUCCGAGCUUAGAGCAGGAAACAACCCUUACCAUUGCACUUGUGAGCUCCAUGCCUUUAUCCAGGACACAACGUCUAAAGGAAAGGUUAACCUGACAGACUGGCCUUGGAACUACAGGUGUUACCACCCAGAGAACUUCCUCAAUACAUUCAUAUCAAAAUACUUUCCUGGUCAGGUGGCAUGUGACAUCAGACUUGUUAUCAUCAUCUGCGUUGCAACUACUGCCGUCGUGACUUUAGUACUUGUACUAAUUUGCUAUAUUUUUGACCUCCCAUGGUACACCAAAGCCACUUAUCAGAUUAUCAGGGCAAAAUACAGGGCCCACAAGGAAAAAGCUGCAGGGGAUUUCGAGACUUUUACCUACCAUGCCUUUAUAUCCUAUAGCCACUCAGAUGCUGACUGGGUGAGAGACCAGCUCUUACCCUGUUUGGAGAACAACAGGAACCCUUAUCGGCUGUGUAUUCAUGAACGGGACUUCAUGCCAGGACGAUGGAUCAUUGACAACAUCAUUGAGAACAUUGAAACCAGUCGUAAGGUUAUUUUCGUCCUCUCUCGGCACUUUGUUAACAGCGAAUGGUGCAACUACGAGCUGUACUUUGCACAACAAAGAGCGAUGGGAAAGACCUUCAGCGACGUCAUCCUUGUGGUGAAGGAGCCCAUUGAUCCAAGCUCACUGCCCAGCAAGUACUGCAAGCUAAAGAAGAUGCUGAGCACAAAGACUUACCUAGAAUGGCCCCAGCAGGCUAACCAGCAGCCUUUCUUCUGGGCACAGCUGAGAAGUGUUCUGGGUAAACCUACAGAGACCCGGGAUGGGAACCACAGUAUUAGAAGCAAGAAUUCAUCUCUUGGAAUUCCUGCGAAUAAUCCCCCAGUGGAGGAAAACAUGCCAGUUGAAGACAUACAUGGUGAAAACAACCAAGAAAAUGUUAUUGAAAUAGGAACUGAGCUGUGAAACAAGUACCUGUAAUGACAUAACCCAAACAACCUCCCACAUUUCAAUGGAAUUUGCCAAAAAAUUGCUCUAAAUCUUCUUAGCCCAUGGCAUUCUGUCGCGUCAGCCAUGCAAACUGCGAGUAGCACUGAUUUUCUCAAACCUGGUUCUUAAAAAACAUGAUCAGAUGGGAUGACAAGUGCCAUACUGUGAAAAACAGUGUUCUUUAACAUUAUUGUACCUCGGAGAAGCGAAAUUUUAAGGUUAUUUAAACGUUUAUGCUGGUCAACAUUUCAAGGUUAAUUUUGUUGUUUUAAUUAGCUGAAGUUUUAAAGCAUAAAACUUUGGGUCAUACAAACUUUGAGGCUUGGGGAGAGGGGUUCUCCAGAUACUCUAGUUUCUUCCCACUCACCAAAAACAUGCAUGUUAGGUUAACUGGUAACUCUCAAUGGUCACUAAGUGUCUGAAUGGAAGCCUGAACGGUUGUUUUGUUCAUGUCUAUACGGCACUGAUGACCUCACCCACCCAAUAACCACUGCACAAACGUUCCUCCAGUAGUGAAAUUUUACAUCAGAUUUAAUUUUGACUGUGUAUAUAAAAGCCACUUCUCUUGUUUUGAAAGUUGUUUCAUCUCCCAUUUUAAAAGCUUCUUCAGCUUUAAGUGGCUGGCUUAAAGCUUCAGGCAUUUACACUCUUGUUAGAACAAGCACACUUUCGGAGUUGUUGAAGAUGUGAGACUAUUUGAAUUAUUGCUGAUGUAACUCUCCCAAAAACAACUUAGAAUAAGAAGAAUAAAACAGCUCACCUCAGAGGUCAAAUGAGAUUAAAAAAACAUUUGCCUAAUCAAGAAAAGUUCAUUUCAUUUUGUCACUUUUAUAUAAUACUAUAUUAUAAUCUAACAAUUUUUGACCACUAGGAGCAGCAAAAUCUCAGAACAAGCUUGACAUCUCUGCAUUACAAGGAAAAAAUAUACUAUAUGUAUUUACAAAUAAACAAUAUGUAAAUAAACUGAUUAAACAAUACAAAUACAGCACAACAGAACAAUGCAAAUAAUGUUUACUUUAAUUUAAAGUUCUUGAUUGUCAUGAAGUAUUUUUAACAGCUGCUGGUUUAAGGUCUCAGUAAUUUGGGGCUGAGUUGAGCUCAGACUUUAAUCAUGGUAACUGAUUUAUUUUCUCUGAAAAUGUUUUCAUCACCUUUGACUUUUUUAACUCUGUGUUGAUCCAGGUUUUAUCUGACCUCUCUCGUUGCUUGAGAAACAAGUGAUUUUUUUUUGUUUUCCUGCAGAAAGUGUCAAAUUAAGAAAAAGAAAACUGAUUAUUAAUGCACCACAGGAAUGAGAAAUAUAAUAUACUUCAUAUAAAGUUUGACGACACGGGACACGUCUUAUAAAACACACUUGAACACAAUUAAAUAUACAUAUAGGAGAAGUAAAUGUCUUGUUUUAAAUAAUGCUGGUCAUUAUAUUUCACACAGUAUUGUUGUAUUUUUUGCCCAAUAAAAUU
This is a messenger RNA of Austrofundulus limnaeus, 4219 nucleotides long. It is a transcript of the gene tlr18, whose product is annotated as toll-like receptor 18. The transcript has 4 exons. Gene Ontology annotation, cellular component: plasma membrane. The record is from RefSeq and is a predicted model, not a curated record. Bases 150 to 2735 code for a protein of 861 amino acids. NCBI's taxonomy places the organism in Eukaryota, Metazoa, Chordata, Actinopteri, Cyprinodontiformes, Rivulidae. Gene Ontology annotation, molecular function: transmembrane signaling receptor activity; protein binding. Gene Ontology annotation, biological process: immune response; toll-like receptor signaling pathway; inflammatory response.